AUGAAGGCACCAAGUCAAACACGUUUUGUAGCAAUGCAUUUAUUGAAUGACUCGGAUACAUUGAAGGAAAAAAAGCAGCAACAAGUAAUGACCAAAUCUUCACAAUUAUGUCAUUCACCUACUGAUCCUAGUGAAGAAGAUCCGAUGAUGACGUCGCCCGUAUUAACUGGAAAAUCCGUGCCUGUAACAUCACCAACUACGACGAAAACUACGCUCCCAGGUCUUCAGUUUGCUAUCUCAGCACAGCGUGCACCUAGUCGUGAAUUACGGCUACCAUCAUUCUCUACUUCUUCUCCUUGUUUAUAUGAAGUGGAGAAUCAGCAUCAUACAUCUGGACCUGGUGCUAGUAGUAGCACGGAUGAAGAAGAGAUGAUAGAGCCACGAGUGGAAAAGAAUUUAUCUUCAAGACGUAAGAAAGGAACACGUCGAGGAACACUUCAUCCAGAGGCAAAGAAUGUAUUGAAAGCCUGGAUGUUUUCACCUGAACAUUUUGCACACCCGUAUCCAAGUGAAGAGGAAAAGGAAGAAUUGGCUCAAGAAGCUGGAAUUGAAGUGAAACAGCUUUCAAACUGGUUUACAAAUGCUCGAAAGAGACUGUGGCAACCUGUUUUGCGCCAAUCGGGCGUAGAAGUCAAGAACUUUUUGUCAACAGGCCGAGGUGGUCCACGUGGAAACAAAUUAGAUGUGCCAGCGAAUCUUCAUGAGCUCGUAGUACCAUCACCUGUACCCAGUCCACCAAGUUCACCUCGAAAGCGCUCGUGGUCUACGAGCUCUUCACCGUCUACUAGUUCUACCAUUUGUUUGGAUGAAGCAACAAAGUCCGUCAAGAACUCUCGCAAACGUUCAAAACUAAGCAAUGGUGCAUGGGAUAAAAAUCCUGUUACUCAACUGCAGAAUCUGGAGCUUAUUGCGGCGACGUCACUACUCAAGCUGCAGCAUUUGAACCAGAUUGUGCAUUAG
Peronospora belbahrii is the source of this 960-nucleotide messenger RNA. Lineage: Eukaryota; Oomycota; Peronosporomycetes; Peronosporales; Peronosporaceae. The record is from the annotation of a GenBank genome assembly.